Molecule: messenger RNA, 3495 nt
Organism: Spodoptera exigua (beet armyworm)
Lineage: Eukaryota; Metazoa; Arthropoda; Insecta; Lepidoptera; Noctuidae
Source: the annotation of a GenBank genome assembly
GGGAGCUCGGCCUUGCCACUCGGCCCGAGCAAUCGAUUCCACACUCGGAACAAUCGAAUUAUAAUCGAACACCUAAUUCACUAACAUCACACAACAUCAAUAAACUAGGAUUCUAUCUUCUAAAUAAUUGAAAGGACAGUCGAGUCGUGUUUCGUGUUAUUGAAAUGUACGUAGGUUGUGUAGUUCAGGAUACUCUUGUGAAACGGGGAUAUUAUUAAAAAUAGGCUGUUUUCACACUGUUUUUGUGAGGGCGAAUCCAGGAACAUAAGUGACGUGUGAAUGCUUACAAUGAUCGUGUCUAUGUGACGUAAGUUUGUUGCGUGUGCGCAGUGGAUCAGUGACGUAGUGAGUGACAGUUGACACAAGAUGGCCGACCCCGACGCGUUCGAUGACGAGAAGUUGGUUGUCGGAGGUCCGAACCAACGCAACUGGAGGGGCAUCCUCAUAGCACUGCUCGUUAUAGUGGCGGUGCUGGCCCUCAUUGUGACCUCCGUGGUCCUCCUCACUCCUCCUGAUGAAGGGCCCAGGGUCAAGGGCAGACGGCUGAGGAUUCAGGACCUGUUGACUGAGGAGCUGACGCCUGUACGAUGGAAUGGAACAUGGAUUUCUGGUGAUGAGUUCAUAUUCCGCGAUACCUACGGUGGCAUCAGCCUCAUGUUCGCAGCCAACCAGACCACCAAAACACUGAUGCCAAACACAACUUUUAGGGUGCUAGAACCAGCUUCAUUCUCAGUGUCGGCCGACCGUCGGUUCCUGCUACUGGCACAGAACGUGCGCAAGAUCCACACGCACUCCUACCUGGCGAGAUACACCGUCUACGAUAUACUAACCACCGAGUCCUAUCCUCUAACUCCGCUGCCAGACGAGGUUGGCGGCGGAGUUAUCACCGAAGGACCAUCACUCCUUCUGGCCACAUGGACCCCCAAAGGCCAUGGGCUGAUCACCGUCAAAGACUACGACAUAUACUACAGACCGGCCCCAAGGUCAUCAACUGGAUACCGAGUAACAGAGUCUGGCGUGCCAGGCACAAUCCACAACGGUGUGCCAGACUGGUUGUAUGAAGAAGAGAUCCUGGGAUCCCGCACAGCGCUGUGGAUGUCAGCAGACGGACAUAUGGUGCUAUAUGCUACGUUUAAUGAUACCCUGGUACAUGAACAGAAGUACCCGUGGUACGGAGCAGCGUUAGAUACUGAUGACCCUGCUAAGACGUACCCGGAGAUCAGAAGCGUGAGGUACCCGAAGCCUGGGACCAACAACCCGACGGUAACACUCACAGUCGCGGACAUCGCAGACCCGAAGCACAUUCGCACUCGACACCUCACACCGCCCAAAGUUAUUAUAGAAGAGGGUGACUAUUACUUCACAAGUGCCCAAUGGGUGUCUCUCACAGAAGUAUGCGUAGUCUGGUUAACAAGGAUGCAGAAUUUGUCCGUCGUCUCCGUCUGCAAGAGCCCUAUGUGGUACUGUCAAGAGGUAUACAGGAUAUCCUCAGGUUUAGACGGCUGGGUGGAAUCAGCACCGUCCCCACUCUGGUCAGCCGGUGGUGGUGCCCUUGUGACCCUGGCUCCCGUCAGGGAUGGUCCAGCAGGGCUAUUCCGCCACAUUGUGAGGACGGAACAUAACUCUCAUGGGCCCAGAGCUCUGCCCCUAACUCAUGGAAGCUUUGACGUGGUGCAGCUACUUGCUUGGGACCAUGCAAAUCAGCAUAUUUAUUACUUGGGCAUCCCCGAAGGAAAACCAGGACAGCAGCAUUUAUACAGAGUAUCAUCCGAGGCGCCGAGGCCGGGCUCCCCGCAGAAACUGCCAUACUGUGUCACGUGUAACUCACAGCCAUCCCCGUCAAUAAACUUGGAAUACUACGGCAGCCUGGCUUCAUCAGGCGACAGCACGUGGGGCGACAGUGACUGGGAUGAAGAAUUGCCGCCAACUUCUGCUUCUCCCAGCAAGAAGAAGAAAAAGAAGUACCCUGAUGGUAUGCCGCAGAACUUGCCAUGCCUCUACCACGAGGCGCACUUCAGCCCAUCAUCAGCGUACUUCGUGUUGGAGUGCCUUGGACCUGGGGUGCCUACAUUCAGUCUACAUAAGACUGCACUGCCUGAUCCUAGACUAUUGGCACAUUUGGAGAACAAUACUAUUGUUAAGGAAAAGUUAGCUUCGAUAGCUCUGCCGACUCCUCGAACGUUUUCGGUGCAGCUGUCCAGUGGCCACACAGCAAGAGUGAGGCUUCUUCUCCCGCCAGGGCUGAGAGAAGACGAGGUGACCAAGUAUCCACUCGUGUUGAAAGUUCACGGAGCACCAGGAACGCAGCUUGUGACGGAGCGUUGGUCUUUAGACUGGGGUUCGUUGGCCGCGGGAGCUGGUGCCAUUCUCGCGUCAGUGGACGCGCGUGGUGCCGGCGGGAGAGGACUCGGUGCGCACCACGCACUACAUCGCCGGCUCGGCACCGUCGAGCUGCAAGACCAGUUGGAGGUCGCUGAGUACCUUCGGGACUCCCUCCACUUCAUAGACUCGCGUCGGGUAGCAGUAUGGGGACGAGCACACGGCGGCUUCCUCGCUGCCCUCGCGUUAGCUAGCACGGUGAACGUGUUCCAUUGCGGCAUCGCACUGACACCCAUCGUGCGCUGGCGGUACUAUGCCUCUGCAUACGCGGAACGCUACAUGGGCUUUCCCAACGCAACGGGCAACUACCGAGGGUACGCUGACGCUGAUGUCACCAAGCAGGCAGCAGCGCUCCAUGAUAAGAUGCUGCUCCUGGUGCAUGGGACAGCAGACAAUAAUGUACAUGUGCAGCAGAGUAUGGCGCUCGCAAGAGCUUUGGCUGACCAGGGCAGCAUGUUUCGACAGCAGAUUUACCCUGAUGAGGGCCACAGCUUGGAAGGAGUGAAGCGUCAUCUGUACCGCACAAUGUCCGCCUUCCUCGACGACUGCUUCAGGAAGCAGGUCCCUCCCGAGACCAAGGCGGGAUUGAGAAACGGAGGGAAUCUAGACUGAGAUACGUGGAGGGACGAGGAGUUGUGCUCUUGCUCACCAAUACGGGUUGAGGACAACUCCGAGCCAGAAGACUCCGACGAAAGGUAAUAUAUUACCACACGAGGAUAACACACGAAGAGAGAGUGUAGUGAUAAAUCAAAUAACCCGUAGUACAAUUAAUUCCAUAUCCAACGCAUUGAACAACUGCCAUCUUCAUACAUAUAUAGGAUUUUAAAACAAGAACGAACAAGGAUUCCUUUAUCUGAUACAGGAAUAACAAAGGAACAUCACUAAGCUAAAAAGGAUUACGGAAUUAUUUCAAAGAACCAUUGUAGACGGCUUAGCUCGUCUCAUCUAAUACACAUCCGAAGAAAAGAACGUUGAUACAAAUCUAGGAAUUUCAAAAGAAAAACUAGAUUCAUUGUUAUACUGUUUUAAAUCUUUUGAGCAACAAAAUAAAUUCAUUUUAUAUGAUAACGUAGCAUUGAAUCUUCAUUACAAUAAUAAAAUGAUUUUAUUAGUGGA